GUUCUGAUGUGGUUUGGGAGACAAAACCCAAGAAGAAGUCAAGAUGGAGACCAAUGAGUGUUAAGCAAACUGAUAAAUUAGAGCAAGAGUUCAAAGAAUACAGUGAGCUAACUCCUUCCGAAAACAAGAUUGUUGAAUUGGAGUCAAAUGUUUUGGUAUGUUUAACACCUAAUGGAAUGAACAUGAAAAUUCAACAACCGAAUGAGAUUCCUAUCAGAAGGAAUUAUCUGCCAGCCUUAAAAGUAGAAUACAGUUCAUCUGCACAUCAGAAGUCUUUCAGAAUUCAAAUAUACAGGAUGCAGAUACAAAACCAGAUUCCUGGAGCCAUAUUUCCCUUUGUGUUCUAUCCUAUUAAACCUCCAAAGUCCAUCACCUUGGAUUCAGCACCAAAACCAUUUACUGAUGUCAGUAUAGUCAUGAGAACUGCAGGACAUUCACAAAUAUCUCAUAUUAAAUAUUUCAAGGUCCUGAUUCAAGAGAUGGAUCUCAGAUUAGAUCUUGGCUUCCUAUAUGCUCUGUCUGAAUUCUUUACACAGACUGAUGUUCCAAGUGACCAAGAGCUAGAACUUUUCAAAAAGGAUGUUGAAUCUCUUCAAGAAGAACUGAUGAGCGUGUCAUCAAUGGAUACAUCACAGAUUAGCUUGUAUGAAUAUUUUCAUAUCUCUCCAAUUAAGUUGCACCUAAGCUUUUCAGUCAGUACGGGUGGAGAAGAUAGUAACAAAGAAGAAAGAAAGAAUGAAUUGAUACCACUUCAGUCCUUAAAUCUCCUGCUACAGAGUAUAGGAGCCACCCUCACAGAUGUACAAGAUGUUGUCUUCAAGUUGGCAUUUUUUGAACUCAGCUAUCACUUCUGUACUACACAACAGCUCCAAUCAGCAGUUAUAAGGCAUUAUUCAAAACAGGCUAUUAAACAGAUGUAUGUUCUUAUUCUUGGCCUUGAUGUCUUGGGUAAUCCAUUUGGAUUCAUAAGGGGCUUGUCUGAAGGAGUAGAAGCAUUCUUCUAUGAACCUUACCAGGGAGCCAUCCAGGGUCCUGAAGAAUUUAUAGAAGGAAUGGCACUAGGACUUAAAGCACUAGUAGGGGGAGCUGUUGGUGGAUUAGCAGGUGCUGCAUCAAGAAUCACUGGUGCUAUGGCAAAAGGUGUAGCUGCAAUAACUAUGGAUGAGGAUUACCAGCAGAAAAGGAGAGAAGCCAUGAAUAAACAACCCACUGGUCUGAGAGAGGGUAUCACUCGUGGUGGAAAAGGAUUAGUUUCUGGUUUUGUCAGUGGCAUAACAGGAAUAGUUACAAAACCAAUAAGAGGAGCUCAGAAAGAAGGAGCAGCUGGUUUUUUCAAAGGUGUUGGAAAAGGCUUAGUGGGAGCAGUAGCUAGGCCAACCGGAGGAAUCAUAGACAUGGCAAGCAGCACAUUUCAGGGUAUUAAAAAAGUUGCAGAUUCAUCAGAAGAUGUGGUAAGCCUGCGUCCACCUCGCUUCUUUGGUGAAGAUGGUGUUAUUAGACCUUACAGAUUAAGAGAUGGAACUGGAAGUCAAAUGUUACAGAAAAUUGAAAACGGAAGAUUUGCAAAACUAAGAUAUAUUGCACAUGCUAUGGUCAACAGUACAGAUCUGUUAAUGGUAACAAAAAGUGGUGUGCUAUUUGUGACAAAAGGGACAUUUGGACAGCUGACAUGUGAAUGGCAAUACACUUACGAUGAAUUUACCAAAGAACCAUUCAUCGUUGAUGGCAGAAGAUUACGCAUUGAAGCCAAGGAACGAGUUAAGUCUGUGUUCCACGCCAAAGAAUUUGGAAAAAUUAUUAAUUUUAAAAGUCCAGAGGAUGCUAAGUGGAUCCUUUCUAAACUGGAAGAAGUGAGAGAGAAUCAGCCAAAAUUGUAA
This is a messenger RNA of Apaloderma vittatum (bar-tailed trogon), 1877 nucleotides long. RefSeq names its product vacuolar protein sorting-associated protein 13A-like. Gene Ontology annotation, biological process: protein retention in Golgi apparatus; protein targeting to vacuole; autophagy. Lineage: Eukaryota; Metazoa; Chordata; Aves; Trogoniformes; Trogonidae. The coding region runs from base 54 to 1877 and encodes 607 amino acids. The record is from RefSeq and is a predicted model, not a curated record. The transcript has 18 exons. Gene Ontology annotation, cellular component: extrinsic component of membrane.